This is a messenger RNA of Drosophila kikkawai, 4724 nucleotides long. It is a transcript of the gene Klp10A, whose product is annotated as kinesin-like protein 10A. Gene Ontology annotation, molecular function: microtubule binding; microtubule motor activity; ATP binding. Gene Ontology annotation, biological process: microtubule-based movement. The record is from RefSeq and is a predicted model, not a curated record. Lineage: Eukaryota; Metazoa; Arthropoda; Insecta; Diptera; Drosophilidae.
GACGCGACCAAAGCGACAGUUGGCAUUUAAAUUUGGUUUAAGCGCACACAUGCAGGCACAACACACACACACACUGGCAUACUCGCACACACACCAAACAGACGCUGUCGGCGACCUCGGAGGCGAAGAAGAAGCAGUAGAGUUUAACACGAACUUACGAACUUGCAAACUCCAAAACGUUUGCAGUUCCACAAAAAAUCGUUGAGCAGCAUUUGGUUGCCAUCAAGUGCUCCUUGCUCUCGGUUGUCAGUGCCCCCAAACUCCCCGCAUCGAGUUCAUUUAGAGUUAUUAAUUUUCGUUUUGCAUCUACCAAACAGUUUUGACACUGUCUACGUCUAACGGGACUAGCGAGCACCAGAAAGCAGUGCGAACCAGAGAGGAAAGGACUACACAUAACCACAAAUUGCACACAACGCAGCAGCGACCUUAGGCAGUCCAGGUCCAGAAUCGAGAUGGACAUGAUUACGGUGGGGCAGAGUGUGAAGAUCAAGCGCACCGAUGGCCGCGUCCACAUGGCCGUGGUGGCGGUGAUUAACCAGCCGGGCAAAUGCAUCACAGUCGAAUGGUACGAGCGCGGCGAGACCAAAGGCAAAGAGGUGGAAUUGGACGCCAUAUUGUCUCUGAAUCCGGAGCUAACCGCCGAUGCUGUGGAGCAACAUGCCGCUCCCGAGCCGAAGAAGCAGGCCACCGCACCGAUGAAUCUAUCGCGCAACCCCACGCAGUCCGCCAUCGGCGGUAACAUCACCAAUCGCAUGACAUUGGUCGGCACCACCCAUAUGAACAAAAUCCAAGAGGCCUCGAUCCCGCAUCCGCUGGGCAACAGCCAGUCCACCAACACGAUCAACAAUACAAAUAGCAACAUAGCACCUCAGGCAACGGGAACGGGCCUGCAGCGACCCCGUUUCGUGCAGUCCACCAGCACGGCCGCCGGCGGCCAGCAGACGCGCAUCGCCUCUGCCGCUUCCAAUAGCACAAUCAAUCCCGGCUCUACAGCCGCUGCUUCUGCUACUUCAUUAUCACAGGCCCAGACCCCAUCGCAGGCGAGCAACACGACAUCGCAGGGAGGUGCUGGUGGAUCGCGACGCUCGCACGCUCUUAAGGAGGUGGAACGGCUUAAGGAGAACCGCGAGAAGCGGCGCGCCCGCCAGGCCGAGAUGAGGGAGGAGAAGGUGGCGGCAAUGAACCAAGAUCCAGGCAAUCCCAACUGGGAGACGGCGCAGAUGAUACGAGAGUACCAGAGCACUAUGGAGUUUGUGCCGCUGCUGGACGGACAGUCCGUGGAUGAUCAUCAGAUUACGGUCUGUGUGCGCAAGCGUCCCAUCAGCCGUAAGGAGAUAAAUCGUAAGGAGAUCGACGUCAUCUCGGUGCCGCGCAAGGACGUGCUUAUCCUGCACGAGCCACGCUCCAAGGUGGACCUCACCAAGUUCCUUGAGAAUCACAAGUUUCGCUUCGACUACGCCUUCAACGACACAUGCGACAACGCCAUGGUGUACAAAUUCACAGCGAAGCCGUUGGUCAAGACCAUCUUCGAGGGUGGCAUGGCCACUUGCUUCGCCUAUGGCCAGACUGGCUCUGGUAAAACGCACACCAUGGGCGGCGAGUUCAACGGCAAGAUCCAAAACUGUAAGAAUGGCAUUUAUGCCAUGGCCGCUAAGGACGUAUUUGUCACCCUGAAUACGCCCCGUUAUCGAUCAAUGAACCUGGUCGUCUCGGCCAGCUUCUUUGAGAUAUACAGCGGCAAGGUGUUUGAUCUCUUGGCGGAGAAACAGAAACUGCGCGUCCUGGAGGACGGCAAACAGCAGGUUCAGGUGGUGGGCCUCACCGAGAAGGUGGUGGACAGCGUCGAGGAGGUGCUGAAGCUAAUCCAGCAUGGCAACACAGCCCGUACAUCUGGCCAGACGUCGGCCAACGCAAACUCAUCGCGUUCGCAUGCCGUCUUUCAGAUUGUGCUCCGGCCCAUGGGCUCCACCAAGAUCCAUGGGAAGUUCUCGUUUAUCGAUUUGGCAGGCAACGAGCGUGGCGUGGACACAUCAUCGGCCGACCGACAGACGCGCCUGGAGGGCGCCGAAAUCAACAAAUCACUUUUGGCACUUAAGGAGUGCAUCCGAGCGCUGGGGAAGCAGUCUGCCCAUCUUCCCUUCCGUGUCUCGAAGCUAACGCAGGUCUUGCGCGACUCGUUCAUUGGCGAAAACAGCAAGACCUGCAUGAUUGCUAUGAUUUCGCCAGGUCUGAGUUCGUGCGAGCACACGCUCAACACACUGCGUUACGCGGAUCGAGUGAAGGAGCUGGUGGUCAAGGAUGUGGCCGAAAUCGGUGGACCGGUCGGUGACACUUCUGAGGUGGUCGAAAUCAUGGACGAUGAGGAGGAGGAGGAGGAGGAACUCAAAUACCAGGCGCAUCCGCACUCGCACCAGCAUCCGCAGGCCUCACAGUCCCUGCGCCACUCGACCGCGGGUCUCAACAAUAACAACAACAAUAAUAAUAAGAACGGAAAUGCUAGAAACAUGGACCUGGCCAUGCUGAGUUCGCUGAGCGAACACGACAUGUCCGACGAGCUUAUUGUGCAGCACCAGGCCAUUGACGACCUGCAACAGACGGAGGAAAUGGUGGUGGAGUAUCAUCGGACCGUGAACGCCAAUCUUGAGACCUUUUUGUCCGAAUCGAAGGCCCUGUACAACCUAACCAACUAUGUGGACUACGAUCAGGAUGCAUACUGCAAGCGCGGCGAAUCGAUGUUUUCCCAGCUGCUAGACAUUGCCAUCCAGUGCCGGGACAUGAUGGCCGAGUAUCGGGCUAAGCUGGCGAAGGAGGAGAUGCUCUCCUGCAAAUUGAAUCCGAAUAGCAAGCGUUAGUGGUGAUGAAUCCAUCCCCCUCCCGCAUUCCAACCGAAUCAAAAUUCUCACCCACACCAAUCCAUAUCCACACAAAUUCCGGCUCAUUCACAACUCGUACACUCUCUGGCUUCUCAUUUCUAUAUAUUUUUUAACGGCACUGUUACACUGUUUGUAUUCGAUAUUCGUAAAUGAUUCAAGGCCCAGGCAGGCCGCACGCUACCUUCCAUCUGCGUAUUUCGAUGCCUCAGAUUAAAAAUUUAUUGGGUGGAACAGCCACUGACAGUGAGAGCCAGAAAGACGAGAGUCUCUUCAACACGCACUCACACACGCACGCACACCCAGAUAACGGAUAACGGAAUGUAAAUCAGAGAAUAAAGGACUGUCCUGGGCCCUUUCCACCAAUUCUUCGUAGUCUAGCCUCAUUCUUUCUAGCCGAUUUGAACGCUAGGGGUUCAAAAUAAAUAAAGACUUGCCGGAGGGACUUCCCUUCUAUUAAGUUUUUAAACUAAUUCGUAAUCGCAGAAGGCAUGUCAGUUGUAUACUCUAGAAACUAGGCACGAGAAGAGAUUAACCAUAAUUUACACACAACGAACACAGCUACAUGAAACGUAAAACAACAACCCACAUAAGAAACACUAAAAGGUUCCCCUCUCGGAUUACUAUUACCACUAUGAUUUCAACGGAAUCAUACUUUUGUAAAAGAAAAAGACAUUUACUAUAUUUUAAUUACCACUUACAUGCAUAUGCAUACGUUUUACGCUCUACUAUUAUGCAUAAUAGAAGAUUCCAUUUAACAUAUAUAUAGUUACCACCCAGAUAGUCUUGAGUGCGACAUUGCUCCCUUGAUGAAACUUCCCGCAACAAACCCACAAGUAAUGAGAUUUCACUAGGGCAAGUUGAUGGCGCAUUGUAUUUAUUGAAAGGCCACAAAACUGUAUUUAAUUUGUAUUAAUUUAAUUAAAUAAAAAAAUUAUAACUGCACCAAAUCCACAUACUAUUCCCCCCGUAACUAUGAAGCAAACCAUGUGGCCCGAGCGUGUUUUUUUGUUUUUUUUUUUUUUUUUGAUUGCAUUGCGUUGUGCUUGUUUUUAGAUAUUUGUAAUUUGUAAUCCUCACUUUACCCCCGGUUCUCUCUAUACUCUGAUCUUGUAAUACCUAUAAUUUAUGUACUUUGUAUUUUUUUUUCCGUCAUUUUAAGCGACUUUUUUGGGGGGCGUGAAGAUGAAUUUAAAAUGCAAACAGUCUUUAUAUGAUUUGCAUUUCAUUUUGUACUAAUAUUUAUUUUAUAUAUAUAUAUAUAUAUCUAUUUAAUUAUGUAUGUUUACAUGACUAAAACCAGUAUCGAAGGCAAAUCGAAACGAAACUUAACCAAAUCACAGAUUUCCACCCACACACACACUGCUCUUGUACCACACUUAUACCGAGCCGAGGGAGCAUAGUAACCUAGCCUAGCCUAAAACGAAACCUAAACGAAAUCGAACCGAAAUGAAGUAAAUGAAAUGAAAUGCAGAAAUUAAAACGAACUCUCCAUACACACACGCGUGCUUCUCCCAAGGCAUAUUUAUGCAAUCCAGGCGUCUAAUUAUUCUGUUAUUGCCUUUCUCCAGAGCACUUUAAAUAUAAAUAUAUAUUAUAAACAACCCCCUUCCCCGAACGGUAACAAUUUUUUAAUCCACCAAAUGCGAGUUUUUAAAACAAUGUUAAUAUGGACAACAAAAACACAAAACACAAAACUGAAUACGAGUGCUUCGAUAUUAUGCGGUAUAAAAGAAGUGUUAGGACUUGGACUCUAAUAAUGUAUUAUUAAAUAUAAAUAAUAAUUUAUAUUGUAAUAAAAGUGAACAUACACAACUAAAUUUAACAUUAAAGAUGUGUAAACGAAAAACAAAA